AUGCCCAACGUCCUCUUAUUCCGCGACCCAGUUCCAGGUCCUUCAACCGACCCAUACGAAGAUCUCUUCCAUCAACAGAACCUUGGAUAUACAACCAAAUGCGUCCCAGUACUCGAAACUACGCAUGCCAACAUCGACGAGUUGGCGUCUCGCCUCGUCAAGGGGUACGAGAAGUACAGCGGCAUGGUGAUCACGUCCAAACGAUCCUGCGAGGCCGUGCAUGAAGCUCUCUCAAACCUCUCUAGCGACGAUAACCACAUCAUCAACAACAACAGAGAGUCGUUGUCCAAAGCACUAGCACACUGGUCCUCCGUACCAUUCUACGUCGUAGGCGAAGGAACCUCCACCGCCAUCCACACCGUCCAACGCGCAUUCCACCACCUCGGUUUCACCAAAAUCCAAACGAAAGGCGAAGCUUCAGGGACGGGCGAGCAACUGGGGCACUUUAUCGUCAAAGAACACGGCCAAGACGCGAAGGAGCCGUUGUUGUAUCUGACUGGGGACAAGAAUCGGGAUACCGUUCCUACGCUUUUGACCAAGGGUAAUAUCAAGUUUGAGAGUCUGCGGGUGUACGAGACGACAGGAAGGAAAGAUUUCGAGAGGUUAUUGGAGGACGCUGUUACGUCUUUUCAGGAUGCCAACCAACCCUGGUGGAUAACCUACUUCGCCCCCUCGAGCGCGAGCUUCGUUUUCCCACUCGUCCAAACACAUCCUGCGCUCCGGAAUGCACGGAUAGCAGCCAUCGGACCGGUCACCUCGACGCACCUGGAGAAGCAAAUGGGCGUAUCACCGCAGGUCGUAGCGACUAACCCAAAACCAGAAGAUCUGGUCUCUGCGAUCGUCGAGUAUGACGGAGCCCAUCCGUACACCGACGAGUAA
Molecule: messenger RNA, 879 nt
Organism: Coprinopsis cinerea okayama7#130
Lineage: Eukaryota; Fungi; Basidiomycota; Agaricomycetes; Agaricales; Psathyrellaceae
Exons: 3
Coding region: 1-879 (292 amino acids)
Biological process (GO): uroporphyrinogen III biosynthetic process
Molecular function (GO): uroporphyrinogen-III synthase activity
Source: RefSeq, a predicted model, not a curated record